AGAUAGCCAGCCGCGUAGGAACUCCCAUUCCCCACGCGUUCUAAGCCAAGGCGGCCGCCACCGGAGACCCGGAGCGCGGCGGACCGGAGGCGUGAGCAGCAGCAGCAGCCAUGGCGGAGAUCGGAGGCAUGCUCGCGACCGCCGUCGUCAAGGCGGCGUUCGGCAAGGUGGCGGCCGCCGCCGGCGACCGGGUCGCGCAGCACCGGAGGUUCGGCAAGGACAUUCAGUACAUGAGGGACGCGCUGGAGUCCAUCGAGGCGCUGAUGGAAGACGCGGAGAGGCGGUCCGUCGAGGACAAGUCGGUGCAGCUGUGGCUCAGCCGCCUCACCACGGCCUCCUACGACAUCUCCGACAUCUUCGAUGAGCUAGAGGCCAAUGCUGCCAGGAAAUCAGCUCUGCAAAAGUUAAAAGUUCUAAACCUCUGUCUCACAGCUGCUUCUAAGGUUGGUAUGGCUGAUAGGACGAGGGAGGUUAGGGAGAGACUGGAGAAUAUCUCAAAGCAACGCCAGGAAUUCAGUUUCACGGCAGGCAACAGCUCCUAUGCACAGCAGGUUAUUGAUGACCGUGCAACAUCGUCAGAGGUGAUAGAGGUAGAUGUCCUAGGAAGGGAUCAAGAUAAACAGAAAGUAAUGACCCUCUUAAGUCAAGCCAGCUCCUCAUCAGAUUUCAUUAUCCUUCCGAUCUAUGGCAUCGGAGGCAUUGGCAAGACAACAUUGGCAAAGCUGGUUUUCAAUGAUGCCCAUUUCAUGGACUAUGAGAAAGCAUGGGUUUAUGUCUCCCAAACAUUUGAUUCCAAUAAAGUUGCAGAAAUUAUAAGAUCAGAACGUCAGAACAACCAGACUCACCUAACCAACACACAAGAGCCAGAUACUGAUCCACCUGCUCCUAAGAAUAUUCUGAUUGUUUUAGAUGACCUGUGGGAGAACCGUGCCAUUAAGAUUGAUGAACUGAAACGUUCCCUAAAAUUGUUGUGCAGUGGACGCAACAAAGUGCAUGUCAUUGUGACCACACGAGAUGCUGAAAUUGCUUCGAAAAUUCAAACGACUGAAGCAUACGCCAUAGAGUCCCUGUCAUCUGAUGUGUGCUGGAAUAUAAUUAAGCAGAUAGUGGGCUUUGAAGAUAAUGACAAAGAAAGUUUGGAGAAUAUUGGGAAGGAGAUUGCAAUGAAGUGUCAAGGUGUGGCACUGGCAGCUCGUGUUCUUGGGUACAUGUUGAGGUCCAAGAAUUUUGAGGCAUGGGUUUCAGUAAAAGAGAAUGGCAUGUGGAAUAAAUCCACGACAGAAAAAGACUAUGAUGAUGUGCUUGCAUCUUUGAAACUAAGCUACAGCAGCAUGCCCCCGGACCUAAGGCUAUGCUUCACCUAUUGUGCAAUCUUUCCAAAGGGCCACAAGAUGGCAAAAGAUCAUCUUAUUUAUCAGUGGGCUGCUCUUGGUUUCAUUGAGUCUUCUAAUGAAGAUUCCUCAUGGCUGCAGCAUGGUGAGGGCAUCAUUAAGCAACUAUUGGGGAUGUCCUUUUUACAACAUUCAAAUUCCCCUUCGUCUUAUGCGCAACACGGCAAAAAUGUGACAUUUUUCACUAUGCAUGAUCUGGUGCAUGACCUUGCAAGAUUGAUCAUGCGGGAUGAAGUUCUUGAUACUACCAUAAAGUACAAUGCUAGAGGAAGCAACUACCGCUAUGUGUCCCUUGCAGAUUGCACAAGGCCAUUGAAUUCAUUUGUGACUUAUCCUGAUAAGAUUCGAGCCCUUUGUUUUCUGGGAAGUGCCAAAAUUGGACGUGAUGCUGAUGGAUUCUCAAGUGCUAAGUAUCUGCGCAUGUUGGAUUUGGCAGAAUGUUCCAUACAGAACUUGCCAUAUUCUAUUGGCCAGCUGAAGCUGUUGAGGUAUCUCAAUGCUCCAGGCAUCAAGGAUCGAGUGAUUCCUAGCUGUGUCACCAAGCUCUCAAAGUUAAUUUACCUUAACCUUCGUGGAUCUUCUGAGAUUUUAGCACUGCCAGAAUCAAUUGGAGAAAUGGAAGAUCUGCAGUAUCUAGAUUUAUCAGGUUGUGAGAAAAUUAGGAAACUACCAAAAUCAUUUGAGAAGCUAAAAAAUUUAGUUCAUCUGGAUUUAUCUGAUUGCCCUGAAGCCAAUGGCAUAGCAAGAGCCUUGUGUAGCCUUACCAAACUCCGAUAUUUGAAUUUGUCAAGGGAAAAUGAAUGGAUACAUCGUGUAGACAGUGCACCUCUUCGAGGGCUUCCAGAAGUGAUAGGCAAACUCAUUGAACUACGGUAUUUGAAUUUAUCAAACUGCGAGUAUUAUAUCUUUGGCCCUCGAACAAUGGUAUCGGAAGGUGAAGAAAACUCAACCCCAGUUGGUAGUUUCCAUGACAGUAUGAUAUCAGAAGGUGAAGAAAACUACCCUUAUAUUCAAAAAAAGAAAAACUCAGGUCCUGUUGGUAGUUUCCUUGAAACUAUCAGUACCCUCGCAAAUCUAGAGCAUCUAGACUUAUCCAAUAACAUGGACAUUUAUUCUAUACCUGAUAGUUUCUGUAGCCUCAGUAAGCUACAUACACUAGACCUCACUCGUUGCUAUGAUCUAGAAAGGCUACCAGAGAAUGUAGGUGAAAUGGACAUGCUGAAGUUUCUAAUUGUGAAGGACUGCAUAAUAAAUAUGUCCAAUCUGCAAAGCAACAAGCAUGUGAUCCCAUUGCCGAAUUUUGUGGUACAUGCUGCUGAAGGUGAACAUACCAGCAAUCUUGUUCGCCUUAAGAAUGCCUCUCCUCCUGAGUUGGAGUUACGUUGCCUUGGUAACGUAAAGUCCGUAGAAGAGGCACGGGCGAUAAAAUUGAGGGAAAAGCGAAGUAUGGUAAAACUGACACUUGCUUGGACAACAGGAAAGAAAGGAUUUGUGGAGGACAUGGAAUUGUUGAAAGAGCUAGUGCCACCACGCAAUUUAGAACACUUUGAGCUAAGUGGUUAUAACAAUGUGAUCUUUCCAACAUGGCUAACGGACAUUGCUACAUAUCUCCCUAACCUUGUCAGUGUGUCUUUGUGGGACAUCACCCAGUGCGGCAGCCUACCACCACUUGGUCAGUUACCGAACCUAAAAAGGCUUAAACUCGUGGCAAUAUCUGGCAUUAAAAAAAUUGACAGAGGCUUCUGCGGUGGUGUGAAAGCUUUCACUCGAUUGGAGGAUUUUUCCAUGUUCCGGAUGGAGAGUUUGGAAGAGUGGACCACAGCGUACUCCAAGGGUGAGGGCGGUGUUGCGGAUCAGUUCAUGUUCCCCAAUCUCAAGGAGCUGGAGAUAUUUGGAUGCCACAAGCUGAGGUUGAACCCACGUCCACCAAGAGUGAAGGGAACCUGGCGCAUAAGAGAGAGUGACGGGGUGCUACUACAAUGGGGAGAGAGUUCUCCGUACACUGGUUCUUCCACCUCCUCUGCUUCACUAGCUUGCCUGCUCAUCAAACCCAGCAUGGCGCCUCUGCAUCAGUGGAAGCUGCUUCGCCACCUUCCUGCCAUCAAGGAGUUAAAUAUUCAGUACUGCAAUGAUCUGAGCAGCUCAUCGGACAUCAUUGGAGCCUGUUCCUUACGAGAACUUACUCUGCUCUGUUGUGAUAUCACAUCACUGCCGCAAUGGUUGGGACACCUCACCACUCUCCAAAAAUUGAGAAUCCGAAGUUGCCAAAGCCUGAAUAAUUUGCCAGAAUGGUUAUGUGACCUUGUGUCUCUCAAGGAUCUGAACAUUUAUGAUUGCCAUGGCAUCGUGUCUCUGCCAGAAAGCACACAACGGCUCACUAAACUUAAACGCCUAACCAUUCAGGAUUGCCCUGCACUAGAGCAGUGGGGCAAAUUAAAGGAGAACAAGAAAAAGAUUCAUCACAUCAAAGAGGUGAGAUGGCAAGGGAAGCCCGAUCUAUUGUCAGCGUUGAUGUACUGUGCGGAGGAAUUUAGUGAAGAAUGAACAAGGUGGCUUGGUGUCGAUGGACCCACACUGGCUUAUUGAAUGUUAGAAUUGAAUGUCAGGGGCGAAGCUGAUGCACUUGCAGAAAAAUGCAAAAAUAGUGACAAAGUCUAUUUUUUCACAUUCACCCCCAUAGCUCAACUUGAUGCACCAACGAGGCAAACACAACCCCUUUGAUCUGCUCCAGCUUCACCACUGUUAGAGUUGGAGCCUACCUGUGUGUAUGUGCAACCGCUACUCAUAGAUGGUGCUCACUUAUCCAGCCGGGGAUGCAUUCCUUUGAGUAUAGUUCUCGAGUAGGAUGUGGGUAUAUACGGAUGUGUGCGAGUUUAGUGAUUUGUGUGUUCCCUCUCCGUACAUAUAGCGUCUAUUCAUGGCUCUUGCAACUACAAGCUAUACUAUCACACUUGAUUAUGUUUAGAUGAUAUUUUUCUAAAAUAUUUUUAUUUGUUGCAGAACAAUUUUAUCUCUAGAAUAUUUUUUAUCUUA
Molecule: messenger RNA, 4424 nt
Organism: Panicum virgatum (switchgrass)
Lineage: Eukaryota; Viridiplantae; Streptophyta; Magnoliopsida; Poales; Poaceae
Product: putative disease resistance protein RGA1
Exons: 4
Coding region: 111-3935 (1274 amino acids)
Biological process (GO): defense response to fungus
Molecular function (GO): protein binding; ADP binding
Source: RefSeq, a predicted model, not a curated record